GUAACCACUCACCAACAGGUGGGCCGUAUACUCGUCUGCCUACAAGGGCAAUAAAAAAAAUAUAUUGUUAGCAUAUGUCAUAAGAGUCAGAUAAAAUCUUGAAGUCCAAGAGAAAUUUCGAGCCUAAAUAAACCGCGCGGGUGAAAUCUAAACACAAACGACAAUCGUUUACGACGCAAAUUUUAUCUUAAUUUAUCGCAGAUAACCGAGAUUGUCGUAAUAAAACAAUUACAUCAGGACAGACGUAGAAGUAUUAAAAUGUCUUUUGUACAUAACUAGCACAUUUUGUUUCUGGUUUUAAUGGAGUCGCUUUCUGUCGAGUUCCAAGCCAUUUGGAACAUUAAGUUUUCGUAACAAAAUCAAUAUAAGUUAUCUCUAUUGAACAAAUGUAUCCUAAACUAGAAAAAAUGAGUGAGAAGACUGUUAAGGAAGACGAAUACAAUCCGUAUGAACAUCGUAAAAUCGAGAAGCCAAAUUCAGAUAUCAGGUCAUUAGCGAAUCUGAUUAAAUCUUCGUUGGGCUCUGGCCUACUUGCUAUGCCACUGGCUUUCUCCAAUUCGGGCUGGGCAGUCGGCAUUAUUGGAACAAUCGUCAUUGCAUUUGUUUGUGGACACUGUGUGCAUAUAUUCGUGAAAACAUCAAGAGGAUGUUGCAAGCUCGUGCGACGACCUCUUCUAAGCUACUCGGAGACUUGCAAAGCUGCAUUCGAGCAUGGACCAAAGUCGUUACGACCUUUCGCUUUUGCUGCACAAUUAUUUUCAGAAUUUGCCUUAUUCUUCACCUACAUCGGUGUUUGUUGUAUUUUUACCGUCCUAAUUGCUGAUUCUUUAAAACAGUUGUUUGAUGAAUACGUCACUACAACAGUCCUGCCUGUGGAAUAUUAUUGUUUAAUCAUACUCGUGCCACUUUGCCUGAUGGUACAGAUCAGGCACUUAAAAUGGUUGGCGCCGUUUUCAUUGAUAGCAAACAUUCUACUGAUUGCAACGUUCGUCAUCUGCAUGUACUAUAUAUUUGGAGACGAAAUAAAUUUUACUGAUAAAAGAAUCUCAGGAGAUCUGUCUAGAUUCCCAGCUUUUUUGUCCACGGUUAUAUUUGCUAUGGAAGGCAUCGGAGUAGUGAUGCCAGUUGAAAAUACAAUGAAAAAACCGCAGCAUUUUCUAGGGUGCCCUAGUGUCCUCGUCGUAGCCAUGUCGACUAUCAUGCUCCUGUAUUCUAUUCUUGGCUUAUUCGGGUACUUCAGAUACGGAGAUGUACUUCGAGGAUCUAUAACACUGAACCUACCUAUUGACGACUGGCCAGCCGUGUGCGCUAAAACUUUUAUAGCACUAUCAAUAUUCUUUACAUACCCACUUCACUUCUUUGUGGUAUUAGAUAUAUUCACCCGAUAUGCGGAACCACACAUCAAGAAGGAGUAUCGUAAUUUUGCACAAAUACUCGCCAGGACCUCUUGCGUUUGGAUUUGUGGUGGAAUAGGCAUAGCAUUGCCUAUGCUGGAACAGAUCAUCAACAUUGUCGGAGCACUGUUCUACUCCAUACUGGGACUCAUAAUACCAGGUGUAAUCGAGACAGUAUUUAGAUGGGAAGAUCUGGGCAGAUGGAAUUGGAUUUUUUGGAAAAAUCUAUUGAUUAUCCUCUUUGGUGUCUGUUCUUUAGUAUCAGGCUGUACUGUUAGUGUCAUGGAUAUUAUAAGUAUUUUAAAUAAAAAAACCAUUUGA
Messenger RNA from Bombyx mandarina (wild silkworm), 1715 nucleotides. RefSeq names its product proton-coupled amino acid transporter-like protein pathetic. Gene Ontology annotation, molecular function: L-amino acid transmembrane transporter activity. The record is from RefSeq and is a predicted model, not a curated record. Gene Ontology annotation, cellular component: vacuolar membrane. Lineage: Eukaryota; Metazoa; Arthropoda; Insecta; Lepidoptera; Bombycidae. Gene Ontology annotation, biological process: amino acid transmembrane transport.